Maudiozyma barnettii is the source of this 690-nucleotide messenger RNA. RefSeq lists its product as uncharacterized. The transcript has a single exon. Bases 1 to 690 code for a protein of 229 amino acids. The record is from RefSeq and is a predicted model, not a curated record. NCBI's taxonomy places the organism in Eukaryota, Fungi, Ascomycota, Saccharomycetes, Saccharomycetales, Saccharomycetaceae.
AUGGUACGUACUUCUAAGCCAAUUAGUUUGAAUUCUGAAUGCUCUGAUGGUAAUGUUCACAAUAGUGCUGGUAGUGAUACUAGUAGUGCGAAUGGUACAGAUGGGACUACUGGAAUUCCAUUUGAUAAAUAUUCAUUAGAUAAUCAUCAAAAGAAAUCUCCAAGGGAACCUAUACGAAAACAAAAUAUUGAAGAUAUUAUUGUCCACAGUUUAGAGACAUUAUGUGCAUUGUUUGAUAAUAUUUAUUUCUUGAAAAAUAUUGGAAUAAUCAGUGAAAGAAAUUUCAUGUAUAAAAAAUUAAAUAAAAGUCAAAUAGGUUCAAAGAUUUGGUUGAUUACAUUAAUAUUAUCAUUAAGAAAGUCAUAUAAAAAAUUAAAGUCUACAAUUAUCGUUCGAAGACAAUAUAAGAAAGAAAUACAAAAAUUUAACAAUAUUAAUUCUGGUUAUCUUAAUGAUUAUUAUAGUAAUAAUAAGACUCAUAUUGAUGGUGGUAGGUCAAUAAAAGAUUAUGAAAGAAUUAUUAUAAAUACAAUCUUAGAUUUCUUCCAAGAUUUAUUUUAUAUGGUAAUAAUAAUAUUCGAUAUAUUAAAGACUUCAAAAUAUCAGAAAUUGAAAUCAUGGUGCGAAUAUUCUUCAUAUAUUAUAAAUAUAUUAAGGAUAUUUAACUCCAGUACAAGAAUUAUUAAAUAA